AUGACCACCCAGCUAACACCAUCCUCUCCAUCACCACAGUCCCUCCGCAUCGUCCCACACAAAGGCCACGCGCAACAAACUGCACUCGCCCCCUCCGCCCCCUCUGCCCCCGGCGUCCACGACACACUCCGCAGCAACCAAUCCCUCAACACACCCCACAACGCCUCUCCAGCCUUCAGCGCCGUGGCCUCUUCGCACCCUCUGGAAGCCCGCCUGACAAACUGGCGCUCCACCCAAGACACACUGAAGAUGAGCAUGUUGCGUCGCGAAUUCGGCAUUGCCGAGCCCAUUCGUCGUGGUAUGGAGGUCAAGAUCUGCGCAGAGGGAGAGUGGAGGCCUGCUGUUUUGGGGUACAAGGGGGAAGGUGUGCAUGAGGAGAUUUUGAGUGGGAGGGACGUUAGUGUGGAUUGGGAGGAUGUUUAUCAUGGUAAUGAGACUCAGAAUGCUCCUGACUUCCACUCGGAGAUGGAGAACAGGAUGAAGAUGAACUGGUAG
This is a messenger RNA of Aureobasidium subglaciale EXF-2481, 495 nucleotides long. RefSeq lists its product as uncharacterized. Gene Ontology annotation, cellular component: nucleus; cytoplasm. Lineage: Eukaryota; Fungi; Ascomycota; Dothideomycetes; Dothideales; Saccotheciaceae. The transcript is spliced from 3 exons. The record is from RefSeq and is a predicted model, not a curated record. Bases 1 to 495 code for a protein of 164 amino acids. Gene Ontology annotation, biological process: proteasome assembly.